This is a messenger RNA of Abrus precatorius (Indian licorice), 772 nucleotides long. RefSeq names its product cytokinin riboside 5'-monophosphate phosphoribohydrolase LOG8-like. The record is from RefSeq and is a predicted model, not a curated record. Gene Ontology annotation, biological process: cytokinin biosynthetic process. The transcript is spliced from 7 exons. Gene Ontology annotation, molecular function: hydrolase activity, hydrolyzing N-glycosyl compounds. Gene Ontology annotation, cellular component: cytosol; nucleus. Bases 91 to 741 code for a protein of 216 amino acids. NCBI's taxonomy places the organism in Eukaryota, Viridiplantae, Streptophyta, Magnoliopsida, Fabales, Fabaceae.
UAGUUCCAAUGGCCUUGGAUUUCCACUAAAACGACAACAUCACCAUCAUCAUCUCAUCAAACCAAGAACGAACAAAAGCUCCAAUUUUGAAUGGAGCAAAGCUACCCCAAUAGCAAGUUCAAGAGGCUCUGUGUCUUUUGCGGCAGCAACUCCGGCAACCGACAAGUCUUCAGUGACGCUGCCAUUGAAUUGGCCAAUGAAUUGGUUAAGAGGAACAUUGACUUGGUGUAUGGGGGAGGAAGUGUUGGGCUAAUGGGCUUAAUAUCCCAGAGAAUGUAUGAUGGUGGCUGCAAUGUUCUUGGGAUUAUUCCAAAAGCUCUCAUGCCUCUCGAGAUAUCUGGUGAAACAGUUGGUGAAGUAAAGAUUGUUUCUGAUAUGCAUGAGCGAAAAGCUGCAAUGGCUGAAGAAGCUGAUGCAUUUAUUGCUCUCCCUGGAGGAUAUGGAACUAUGGAAGAGCUGUUGGAGAUGAUAACUUGGGCCCAACUCGGAAUUCAUAAAAAACCGGUUGGUCUACUGAAUGUUGAUGGUUACUAUAACUGUUUGCUUGCAUUAUUUGACAAUGGUGUUGAGGAGGGUUUCAUUAAGCCUGGCGCUCGGAAUAUAGUUGUCUCAGCUUCAUCAGCCAAAGAACUUAUGACGAAGAUGGAGCAAUAUUCUCCUUCCCAUGAACAUGUAGCCCCUCAUGAGAGCUGGCAAACAAAGCAACUGGGUGAUUAUCCAGGACAAGAAAAUGCAGAAUGAAACUUUGAUUGGUUGAAGGCUUUUCCAAAAC